Messenger RNA from Amblyraja radiata (thorny skate), 1254 nucleotides. RefSeq names its product zinc finger protein 2-like. The coding region runs from base 136 to 1254 and encodes 372 amino acids. Gene Ontology annotation, biological process: regulation of transcription by RNA polymerase II. The transcript has 2 exons. The record is from RefSeq and is a predicted model, not a curated record. Gene Ontology annotation, cellular component: nucleus. NCBI's taxonomy places the organism in Eukaryota, Metazoa, Chordata, Chondrichthyes, Rajiformes, Rajidae. Gene Ontology annotation, molecular function: RNA polymerase II transcription regulatory region sequence-specific DNA binding; DNA-binding transcription factor activity, RNA polymerase II-specific.
GUUCCCCUCCUGCAGGGUUUAGGAUUCGUUGCUGUGGACGGUAAGACGGGGAAGUGAGCGGCCAUUGAGGGCGACCAGGGUACCCCCCCCCCCCCCCCCCCCCCCCCAUCUGCUCGGUGUGCGGACUAAGCUUCGAUGGAGGAUCACAUGACGGGGCGCAACAAGGAGAAGUGUUAUAAGUGCGAUAUGUGUGGCAAGGCCUGGCAGUGCCUGAGCGAACUGGAGGCCCACCGGCGGGUGCACACGGGAGAACGCCCCUUUGACUGCUCGGAGUGCGGCAAGAGCUUCAUGACGGCUCCGGUCCUGAAGGUCCACCGCCAGUUGCACACGGGCGAGAAGCCCUAUGUCUGCUCCACAUGCGGCAAGAGCUUUGCCUGGUUGUCGGGGUUGCGGGCUCACCGGCCGGUGCACAGCAGUGAGCGGCCCUUCACCUGUUCCGACUGCGGCAAAUGCUUCAAGUCGUCCAUCAACUUGAAGCAUCACAGGCACCUGCACACUGGGGAGCGGCCCUACACCUGCAGCAACUGCGGCAAGGGCUUCGCCAGCUCCAGGAAGCUGGAGGAGCACCAACGCACCCACACCGGCGAGCGCCCCUUCACCUGUGCCCAGUGCGGCAAGGGCUUCACCAGCUCCGGUAACCUGCAGUCCCACCAGCGGGUGCACUCCGACAAGAGGCCCUUUGUCUGCUCCGACUGCGGCAAGGACUUCAAGUGGGGGAACGAGCUGAAGAUCCACCAGGAGUUGCACACGGGGGAGGCGCCCUAUGACUGCUCCACCUGUGGCAAGAGCUUUGCCCGGUUGUUGAAGCUGCGGCGGCAUCAGCAGGUGCACAGCGGUGAGCGGCCCUUCACCUGCCCCGACUGCGGCAAAGGCUUCAAGACGUCUAUGACCCUAAAGCAGCACCGGCGUUUGCACAGCAGUGAGCGGCCCUACACCUGCAGCGACUGUGGCGAGGGCUUCAUCGACUCCAGCAAGCUGGUGGUGCACCAGUGUACCCACACCGGCGAACACCCCUUCACCUGCACCCAGUGCGGCAAGGGCUUCACCCAGUCCAGCAGCCUGCUGGUGCACCAGCGCACCCACACCGGCGAGCGCCCCUUCACCUGCACCCAGUGCGACAAAUGCUUUGCCUCCUCCAGCAGCCUACUGAGGCACCAGCGCACCCACACCGGCGAGCGCCCCUACAUCUGCAACCAGUGCGGCAAGUGCUUCGCCCGCUCCAACAGCCUGCUGUACCACCAGCGCACUCACUGA